This is a messenger RNA of Notothenia coriiceps (black rockcod), 592 nucleotides long. RefSeq names its product laminin subunit gamma-1-like. The transcript is spliced from 4 exons. Gene Ontology annotation, biological process: animal organ morphogenesis; tissue development. The record is from RefSeq and is a predicted model, not a curated record. The annotation marks the transcript as partial. Lineage: Eukaryota; Metazoa; Chordata; Actinopteri; Perciformes; Nototheniidae.
CACACACACACAGAGGUGGUGUGCACCAACUGCCCUGCAGGGACCACAGGUAAGCGCUGCGAGCUGUGUGACGACGGGUUCUUCGGCGACCCGCUGGGUCAGAGCGGCCCGGUUAGAGCCUGCCGAGCCUGUAAGUGCAGCGAAAACAUCGACCCCAACGCGGUGGGGAACUGCGAGCGAGAGACCGGCGAGUGUCUGAAGUGCAUCUACAACACGGACGGCUUCUUCUGUGACCGCUGCAGAGACGGCUUCUACGGGAACGCCCUCGCCACCGCCGUGGGGGACAAGUGCAAAGCCUGCUCCUGCUCGCCGCUCGGCACUCUGGGUAGUCAGGUGAGCUGCUCCCAGGUGACGGGGCAGUGCCUGUGCCUCUCCAACGUCGAGGAGAGAGACUGCAGCGCCUGCCAGCCCGGAUUCUACAACCUGCAGAGCGGGGACGGCUGCGACAGGUGUAACUGUAAUCCGAUUGGCUCCACUAACGGUCAGUGUGACAUCACGUCGGGUCAGUGCGAGUGUCAGCCCGGAGUCACCGGAGGCCACUGUGAGCGCUGCGAGGAGAACUCCUUCGGAUUCAGCGCCUCGGGGUGCAAAC